CCUAGUAAUCAUUUAUAUUUUUCGUUUCAUCCAAAGUACACACUUAAAAGAUCCAUCGUAUAUAUUUUUAACACAUAAGAACACAAGUAAGUAUAUUCACACAGCGAAAACUUUUUAUAAAUAUAACGAAAAUUAUAAUACUAUAUCUCACGUACAGGCUACAGCACUUGAGUGUAGUAAUUUGCGCUGAGUUUGCACUGUUCAUCCAGCCGUGAUCGAGCUCCGUUGAAGUCGAAGUUAUCCACUCAGAACUGGUGUGUCCACCAGCAUUGGGGCGUUCUAUUAGUGGUUGACAACUUCAAGAUUGGGUGUAGAGCCAACUUGGUCACGAAUGAACAGCUCAAACUAGUAUAUAAGCGCCCUCACUAGUUUUGUCGAUAUCUUAUAAUAGUGAUAGUGAUCUGUAUGAAACGUUGUGAACUAAAUCAAGAAGAGACAAUGGAAUUACGAACUUCCUUUUUGUUUGUUUUUGUUUGUGGUAAUGUCUUUUGAUCAAGUCAAUUUUUUUCGAGCGUUCUGCGUUGUUUUUUUUUGCUCCCGCGGGUUCCGACGCCCUUUCCAUUUACAUACACUUUAUUAACAGAAUUUAUAUUUGACAAGCAGAAUUAAUAGUAAUUAGCUAACUUGUUCUGUACUUACAUGAUGUAUAUUGUGACGAGCGAGCCGAAUGGGUUGAACCCGGCCCUGGCCCGUCGAAGCCUGCGUUUCAAAAAUUCAGACGUAGACAGGAAACGGAGCGAGACCACUGGGCCGCUUCUCAGGAAGAACGUUCCUGUCUCCAGCAUCUGCUCCUGUGUUCUACAAAAGCGAAACGCUCGCCAAGCAGUUAGUUACAACGUAGUUAGUGACUGUUACUUUUUGGACGAAAUAAAUUUUAAGGUCCGUUAAGUUUUAAGUUAAUUUCACCCUAGCGUUUAUCUAACCUGAACGAUUGCAUAGGCAUUUAAGAAAAGUGUCAUUAACUAAUUAAAUAAACUUUGUGCAAUAAUUUUUGUUUUAUCCCUAUACUAAUAAGUGAACUUUGUUGUCAUUUUUGAUCACUUAUCAUCUUACCUGUUAUUUUGCCUCUCAUUAUUCCUUUUAUGACGGAGUAAAGGGGAACGAAUUACACUUUAAUGAAAUAGUAGUGGUCACAGGAACAUGUAGCACAAAAAUAUAGGGAAACUGCUUAUAGCUAUUUGAUAAUAUAGUGUCUCUACAUUUGAGCCACUAACCUGCACUUUGCGCAAUUUUCUUUCUAAACAGCUUAACUCCAUUUUGCCUAGAUUGCAUCUGGUCAUAUUUUGAGAAAAUAUUGCUCUAAUAAAGCCGAAUCCAAACGCAUUGUCGAUCUGUUAGCGGCCAUGUUGGUUGUUGAUGCCGUGAGGUUUAUGAUUAAAAACUUACCAAAAUGGACCGAGGAUGGCUCGGUUGGCAAGGCGUUAGACCUACCAUCUCCAUUUCCAGGAAGUUGUGUGUUCGGGAGCCUAGGUGUUGUCUUGGUCGGACAUUUAUCAAUAUGCAGAGGCGAACUCAUUAUUAAAUAAAACAAAAUUGAGAAAUUUUGUUUAUAUUUAUUUCAUAAGUUCGUGUAUUAUCAGUAUAGGUAGGUUGUCUACAUCUCUAAUAGCCCGAAAAACAAUCCCAUACGGUUUUCUCUGGUAUCAUGAUUCAAUGAAUUAUCGAACAUCACCAAAUUAGCGUUGGAAUGACAGGAAUGCGAAUCUUUUUCUCUGGUUGGUAUUCUAACGUUUUGGGUUCUGACAUGGGAUUCUGUGAUGGAACAUUGCACGCGGCGGUUUAACCUCCGUUCGCUCCCGACAGAAUCCUUAUAUUCGUCCCCAAAAGCUUGAUAUCGGUUUCCACUGUGUGGAUAUAGUGUUUGAGUGUUCAGUGUAUGUUUUAAAGUGUUAAUCGUCGUCGGCCCUGUCGUUUUUCCCUGUUCACGCCGGUAUGGAGACCGGAUGUGCCCGGAUGGUCCGUUGUGGAAGCGGGGGGAAGCCGAUUUUAUUUAGUAUCGGUCAAAAUCGUUUUUUGCUAUCCGAGUAGAUUUUGGUUAUAUUUCUUCUUCGUCGUGCUGGUUAUAUACCAUAAGCGAAAAUCCUCGACGGAAGUCGCUAAUGGGUGAAUGGCCAUAGUAGUCCUGCCCAACUGUUUGUAAAGAUCAAAGGAGAGAGAGAGUAUUCUAUGGUAUUUAGGGUUGUCAAACAAUGGAGAUAGAUGCAAUUUGCAGAGAUGUUUGCAAAACGUAUUUAAAUAGGGAUAUAAAAGCGAUAUUGUCCGAAUCGAUGACAAUAACUGAACAUGUUAAGAAGCUAGCAGAAACUAUUGAAUCGCUCAACAAGGAAUUGCAAAAACAGGUUUUAGAACAUCAUGAUGAUUUGUUACGACAGGCUAGCCACGCAACAAAACUAGAACUUGUAUUAAAUGUAAUAAACAUGCACAUUCAAAAUCUUUUUGCAAAUGCAGAAAGACUAAAAUCACAACUCGAUCUCCCUUAUGAAACUUUGGAGAAGCAUAUUAAUGUGCUACGUAAUUUAAAUUCUGCUAGUCACAUUUUAAGGCAAGUUGGUAGGGUCCAGCAACUUAGCAAACGUCUAGCUAACACUAACGAUUCUGUUCAGAAAGCAUCCAUUUUACUGGAACUAGAAGAGUUAGCAACAGAUCAAGAUUUGACAGACAUAGAUGCUGUCACUACAGAAUUGCGAAAUAUUAGAAUACAGAGACAGAAUGUUAUUAAAUUAGCUGCAGGUUCUCUACAUCAGGGAUUAGUUAAUGAAAAUUCUAUACAAACCUCUACGGCAUUACAAGUAUUUGUGAAUUUGGGUACAAUCAAAAAUAAACUAGAGGAUUUAAUUAAAGGUUAUUUAGAUGAUUGCAAGGAUAUCAUAAAGUCAGUGUUGAAAAUUAGUUCUUCCAACAAAUUAAAAAGCAGCGGUAGUCGAAUUACAACAUCCACAUCCCAAGAAUUCCGAAAUAAAAUUUGGACAGAAUUAGAAAAUAGUUUUGCAGAUGAAAUGUACAAUACAUGCAAGCAGGUAAAAUUUUUGUUGGUGGUAGUGAAAGAGAUGCAUUUAAAAAAUCCAGAUCCUGAAUUGUCAUCCCAAUUUUGGAAAAAUUUGAGCCAACUUCUUAAGGAAGAACUCACACAAAGUUCACCAGCUGUUAUUCAAGCAUUGGAAGAUGACUAUCCAAAGUUGUUAAAAAUCUAUUGUGAAAUGAUUAAAAAACUGAAUUAUGAUGAAUUUAAAUUUGAUCCCACAAUUUUGAAAACACUGGAAAAUUCUUACUUGUCAGGUUCGCUAUCCCGUAUGUCCAACCCAAUACAGUUGAUGUUUAGUAGUGAAAAUAUGCCCUCCCAAGACGGAAUUGAUGAUUUAAUCAGAGUUAUAACUAGUGAAGUCAGUGUUGCACUUAUAGAGGAGCAUUUAAGUGAAAACAUAUCAAAAAAUGUUGUAAAGUGCAUUAAAAUGUUGGUAGCCAAGAUGGAACAACAGAUUGAAAAUGGUCCCGAAGCUGCUCAAGUACUUGCAGGAAGUCCAAAUGUAGUUCAGCAGAAAAAUGUGCAGUAUUGCAACUUACUUCAUUACAUGCAAUUAAAGACUUAUAGAAUGCUUUCCAACAUGAAGGGUAGUUUAUCUGAAACUUGUGUACAAAUGAUUGAAGGAAGCUUACAAGCUAUGACCCUUUUAUCAGGAGUCAUACUUCAACCUAUCGUUAUAUCAAUUAAUUCUAUUAUCGAAACUAUAAUUGUUACAAUACACAUGGAAAAAGAUUGGGCAAGAGCCCAAGUAACUUCAAAUAAAAAUCAAUCAUAUAGUCCUUAUAUGAAAGAACUUACUCAAUUUAUAAAUAGAGUAUAUAACACAUAUCUCUGUAAUUUUCAAAACAAAGAAGUCUUAUCUCAGAAGUGCAAUGAAAUUGCUUUAAGAUGUAUUGACCUUUUUAUACUUCAUUCGGUACUGCUUCGUCCAAUCUCUCAAGCUGGUCGCCAACGUCUUCAAAAUGACUACAAUUCUUUAGAACAGUCUCUAAAGAUAAUAUGUCCCAAUUUGGCAGAUCUUGGACGACCAUAUCGUAUCUUUAAGUCUAUGAGUCUAUUGGUGACACUUUCUCCACAUGAGAUUAUUCAAGGACAAACAUCUGGAAGUUCCGUGCCUGACAGUAUUGUUUUGCUAAUGCUAUUUUCCUUUGCGGGUCCAGAGUUAGCUAGUCCACAUCAAAACACAGGAUGGUCUAUUCCUAAACUGACAACUUGGUUAGAUGAGCAUCCUAAUGAAGGGGAUCGACUUGAUUUAAUAGCAGGUGCUUUGCAGAGGUAUGAGGCAUCUACGCGACAAAAAAAUUCUGUUAAUUAUGAUCCCAUUUAUCCUCUUAUGUCUCAGUUCUUGGAACAAAUUGUUAAAAUGAAACAAGUAACACAUUAAAUAUUUUUUAAGUCUGUUUAUCAGUUGUUUAUGAAUUAUUGAUCCUGUAUAAUAAAUAAGAGUAUAUAACGAAUUGUAAAACUGAAAUAUUUACAUUAAUAUUCCUAGUGUAAAUAUAAUUUUAAUACAUUUUAAAAUUUAAAAAUUCGAAUCUUUUCAUUUUUUGUCAAAACGUGUUUAUUUUGCCGAAGAAAUGCAAACUUCUGUAAUCUCACAGGAGUUAAAUAGCUAAGUAGCUAAAUGUCUAACAAUAUGCAACGGCAAAAAGUAUUCAAAUUCUGUAACAAUACUUUUUACAAAACGAGUCGAAAUUGCUGACGUUUCGCCAAUCAUCCUGUUGGCUUCUUCAGAGCUUGAAUGAAAAAGUUUCUAAAAGUAAAUACUAUGUGUGAGGAAGAAACCAACCAAGUGGGCUCCCUUGAACACUUGAUUUCAAAA
Messenger RNA from Cylas formicarius (sweet potato weevil), 4844 nucleotides. It is a transcript of the gene fws, whose product is annotated as conserved oligomeric Golgi complex subunit 5. NCBI's taxonomy places the organism in Eukaryota, Metazoa, Arthropoda, Insecta, Coleoptera, Brentidae. Gene Ontology annotation, cellular component: COG complex. The transcript has a single exon. The record is from RefSeq and is a predicted model, not a curated record. The coding region runs from base 2190 to 4406 and encodes 738 amino acids. Gene Ontology annotation, biological process: intra-Golgi vesicle-mediated transport.